Messenger RNA from Eupeodes corollae, 1221 nucleotides. RefSeq lists its product as uncharacterized. Bases 123 to 1136 code for a protein of 337 amino acids. The record is from RefSeq and is a predicted model, not a curated record. The transcript has 4 exons. NCBI's taxonomy places the organism in Eukaryota, Metazoa, Arthropoda, Insecta, Diptera, Syrphidae.
AAUUCAAAUCACAGUAACAAACAAAAUUUCAAUCAAUAAAACGAAACAAAAAAUUAUUUAAUUUUUAAAAAUCUAAAUUUUUAUUAAAAAAAUAAAAAAAAAUAAAAAAAAAUAAUAACCAAAUGGAUUCUGAGUACGGCGGCGGCGCUGAACUACAUAAAGAUUAUUCUAUUGGCUGUAAAAUAAAUAGUUGCAUUGCUAGAGAUAUUUGCAUGGAAUACUCAAGACUUGCUCGUAGAUUACAAAAACUUCAGCCAAAGCGACAUAAACGUAGAUUAAGAAACUUAGCUUCACCAAAGAAUAUCGUGCCGAAAGUAAAGCCAAUCGAAACAUAUCAACUUGAUAAUUCAAUAAAAACUGAAAUAAUUCGAGAACUACCAGGUAUGACUCGAACUCAACAACUGGCUUAUCCUCGUGUAAGGAAUAUCUUACCAAUACGAAAAUAUUUUCGCAAUAUAUUAGGCCGCAGAAGGCUUCAAGUACUCAAUACAACUCUUAAAAAAAGUAUGCUUUCCGUGUAUAGUCGACUUGCUGAUUGUCAGCCCCCAGAAGAAAAAAAACCAGUUCAAAAAUGGACAGAGAAGGAAUGGACUGCUCAUAGAAGAUACUUGCAUAAUCUCGCACAACCUAAAAAGAAGUUUAAGCCCCCGAAGCAGGUUCACAUGUGGAAAGAUAUCCUGAUAAUGAAUCGAUUUAAGUAUCUUUGUAAGCCCAAAGACCGUCCAGAGGUGCCUGCACCAAAAUGGGAACUUACAAAGGGCCUCAAAAACUAUGAGCCAACAGAAAUAAUUCUCCGUCUAAGUAAACCUAAGGAAAUUGACGAAAAUGUACAUCAUCAAAGCCUGCCUGUGAAAAUUCCCCACGGAGCCUUAAAAUAUAAACCAACCGAACGAAUUUUACAACUAACUACACAAGCGGAAAAACGCUUGGGUGAGAGUGAUUUGAAAGAAAAUCCCUUUGGUGUGGCGCCUAAUGCGUUAAAGGCCAAAGCUAGUCAACGUAUUGUAGAGCUAGCACAAGCAAAAGAAUACGAAGAGGGCCAUAUUCGUAACAAUCCCUAUCAGAUAUCUCCCGCGGCCCUUAAAGCAAAGCCAACUGCACGAACAAUUGCACUGGCUCAACCCAAGGGAUCCUAAUAAAAUAAAUUAUUUCAUAAUUUUGUUAAACAAUUUAGAUUUUGAGAAUUCAGUAUAAAAUAAAUAUUUAAAUAAAUGUUGUCAA